GAGCUAAGAAUUCGGAUCUUGCUUAAAUAGUAGUAGUGUAGAGUAAUUUAAUAGCACAGAUAUAAGAUCCUAAUUCUUAGGGUUAAGGAUUAAGGUGAAGUAAGUGAGGCACUUGACUAGGGUAUAAAAUGUAAGAGAGUGCCAAAAAAACCUCAAUAAUCAUGAUAAAUAGUGUUUUAAUGCAACAUUUGGGGGAAAAUUAAUGCCAAAAAAUCCACGAUGAACAAAACAUCGCAAUUUUAGAAAAAGAUGAGAUCUGACCCUACAUCUGCCCCUGACUCACCUUUUGCCUUGACUGGGUUCACCAUGUCCUUGGAUAAGGCAUUCCUUUGAGUCCAGAUUUUCUUAUCUAAAAUUAGUGCCAUGAAUCUUCGAUUUCCUGGUUGAGUUAUUAGGGUAUUCAAAUCAGCUAAAAAUACAUGGGAAAGCCCAUCAUAAAUACAAAUUAUGUAUUUAUUUACAAAUUUAGGGAACUUAUCAACUUUAAGUCAUCAGUCUUAUCAGCCAAGGUGAGUAAUCCAAGCAGCAGAUUUGAAGACCUUUGAAAAACCGCUCAUAGAGUUGGAGGCGUAGCUCUUGAAUUAUCAGCUGCCAAUAGGGGCAGGGACCUGAAGACAGUUGUAGGACCUCUCCUUUCUUCCUUCUUUCUUUUUUGUUCUUGGAGGUAAAGUUUGUGAUUUGUAAGAGACAGAAGAGGUAAGCAGAAAUCCUCUUUGUUUAUUCUAACUUUCUCUGUGAAGUGCCCAUGGACACUGAAAUCUCACUUUUGCUCAAGCUAUUCCACCCACCAGGGAUGCUUUCUCCAUUUCUCCUGCCCAUCUGGGUUCCACCCACCUGUUCUUCACACCUCAUCUUGUUGAGGCCUCCUAGUUUCUCUCGGCCAGAGAUGUGUUCUCAGUCCUGUGCCUUCCUUCGGUAGAUAACCAUCUCUACCACACAUUUGGUGAUCCUUCCAAAGUCCUUGUUUUCUUGACUUUUUAUCUGAUCCUGUAUUGGGUUUACUUUUCAGACCACAGUUUUAGAAAUAUACAUCAUUUCUCUAAUUAGAUUCUAAAUCCUUGAAUAGCCCUUACUCUCCCUUAGACUGAUGAUGUCAGGGUAAGCAGGGAUUUAGGUCUGUUUUGUUCAGAUGGUCUUCGAGGUGCUCAGCAAAGAGCCCUUGCACGCAAUAUUUAUUUUUUGUACAUCAUACAUGUUUCUUUUUGAAUGAAAUAAGUGAAUGUCUUGUAUGUAAAAGGGCUGGGUAAAUAUUUACCCUUUGGAUUCAUUUGUUUUCAUCUAGGCUUAGAGAGGACGGUUGGUGCCAUGUGGAAGGCAAUUGUUUUGCUGGUUGUGUUCAUGUUCAACCCUGGUGGCGAUGGGCUCUUUCACAACUUAUACAAAAAUGUUCGGGUUUCCGUACCACGCGAGGGAAACGUAGGAGAGCCGUUAUUUCUUACUCCCUAUAUUGACGCUGGGAAACUUGAAGAAGCAAAAAACCAGAGUUUGGUCCCUCCUUUCCCUGGAUCGAACGUGAAGAGUUACGCUGGCUACUUCACUGUGAAUAAGACCUACAACAGCAACCUUUUCUUCUGGUUCUUUCCAGCUCAGGUACAGCCGACGGCUGCUCCAGUGGUUCUCUGGCUGCAGGGUGGGCCAGGAGGUUCAUCUAUGUUUGGACUUUUUGUGGAACAUGGACCUUAUUUUGUUACAAGGAACAUGACCGUGCGUGCCCGAGAGUUUCCUUGGACCACCACGUUUUCCAUGCUUUACGUGGAUAAUCCAGUGGGCACAGGGUUCAGCUUUACUGACGACCCCGAGGGAUAUGCAGUCAAUGAGGACGAUGUGGCACGGAAUUUAUACAGUGCACUAAUUCACUUUUUCCUGUUGUUCCCUGAAUAUAAAAACAAUGCCUUUUAUGUCACCGGGGAGUCUUACGCAGGGAAGUACGUGCCGGCCAUUGCGCACUAUAUCCACACACUCAACCCCAUGAUGACAACGAAGAUCAACCUGAAAGGAGUUGCUAUUGGCGAUGCGUAUUCUGAUCCUGAGUCAAUCAUAGGGGGCUAUGCAACAUUCCUGUACCAAAUUGGCUUGUUGGAUGAGAAGCAGAGAAAGUACUUCCAGAAGCAGUGUGAUGCCUGCGUGAAAUACAUCAGGGACGAGAGGUGGUUUCAAGCCUUUGAAGUACUGGAUAAACUACUAGAUGGUGAUUUAACAAACAACCCUUCUUAUUUCCAGAAUGUCACAGGAUGUCCUACUUACUAUAACCUGUUACAGUGCAAGGAACCUGAGGACCAAAAUUACUAUGGGAAAUUUUUGUCCCUUCCACACGUGAGACAAGCCAUCCACGUGGGAAACCGGACUUUUAGUGAUGGAUCCGAAGUCGAAAAGUACAUGCGAGAAGAUACAGUAAAGUCUGUUAAGCCAUGGUUAGCUGAAAUCAUGAAUAAUUAUAAGGUUCUGAUCUACAAUGGCCAACUGGACAUCAUUGUGGCGGCCUCCCUGACAGAGCACUCUUUGAUGGCCAUGAAGUGGAAAGGAUCCCAGAAAUACAAGCAGGCAGAAAGAAAAGUUUGGAAGAUCUUUAAAUCUGAUAACGAAGUGGCUGGCUAUGUGCGGCAAGUGGGUGACUUCUACCAGGUAAUUGUUCGAGGUGGAGGACACAUUUUACCCUAUGACCAGCCUCUGAGAUCUUUUGACAUGAUCAACCGGUUUGUUUUUGAGAGAGGAUGGGAUCCUUACUGAUGGCUUUCCUAUAAAAAGCUACAUUCCUAAAAAAA
This is a messenger RNA of Hyaena hyaena (striped hyena), 2762 nucleotides long. It is a transcript of the gene CPVL, whose product is annotated as carboxypeptidase vitellogenic like. NCBI's taxonomy places the organism in Eukaryota, Metazoa, Chordata, Mammalia, Carnivora, Hyaenidae. The transcript is spliced from 12 exons. The coding region runs from base 1306 to 2727 and encodes 473 amino acids. Gene Ontology annotation, molecular function: serine-type carboxypeptidase activity. The record is from RefSeq and is a predicted model, not a curated record. Gene Ontology annotation, biological process: proteolysis.